AUGAUUUUUUAAAGCACAUAUUAAUUAAAGUCAGAAAAGAAACAAAAAGAGCAAAAGUAAAUCUAACAAUCAAUUAAAAGAAUUAAAUAAAUGAUGUAAUAAUUUGUUCAAGCAGGAAAAUAGUAAUCAAAUAUUUUCAAAUAAAAAGCUGCAUUUAGAUAUUCAUAUUUGAAAGAGUUAGUAAGAAAUUAAAUUAAUGAUAGAAAUGUAUACAAAAGAGAAUAUAAUUGAGAUAAUAAUUCAUAUCGUUUUAAAAGAGGAAGGUUGUUUUAUAAAUUAUAAAAAUCAUCUUAAACAAAGAACAAAUAGAAAAUAACUAAAAGUUAAAAAAAUGUUCAACUGAUAAUUAAAAUGCUUUAAAUUUGAAUAUGUUAUAACUAUUUUAAAAUAGUUAAAGAUAUGUUGAUUACAUAAUUGAAUAAUUGGAGAAAAUUGAUAAAAAUGAUUUGAUUCAAAAUAUUUUAGUAAGAACAUUCUUAAAAUGUAAUUAGGAAAUUGAAAAAAAUCAUGAAAAUUCCUCAGAAUUAGUAAAUAUUGGGAUAAUUUGGUCGAAACUAAAAUAAUAUUAUGAUAAUGCAAUUUAAAAAAAUAUUGAAGAUUUUAGAGCAUUUUUUAAUAAAGGUAAAUUUGAAUAAAUAGAAAAAUAAAGCAAAUGUAUUCUUAAGGAAAAACAGAUUUGAAGAAGCAUUGUUGAAUUAUGAUAAAGCAAUUUAAAUAAAUCCUGAAUAUGAUGAAACAUAUAUAAAUAAAGGUAAAUUUUAAUUAAUAUUAAAAUAAAGCAAGUGCAUUAGAAAGCUUAAACAGAUUUGAAGAAGCAUUAUAAUGUUGUGAUAAUGUAAUUUAAAAAAAUCCAGAAAAUUUUAGGGUAUUCGUUUAAAAAGGUAAAUUUGAGUUAAUAUUAAGCAAAUAUACUAUAAAAUUUAAAGAGAUUUGAAGAAGCAUUAUUAAAUUAUGAUUAUGCAAUUUUAAAAAAUCCUAAAUAUGCUUAAACAUAUUUAAAUAAAGGUAAAUUUGAUUACUAAAAAGCAAUUGCAUUAUAAAGCUUAAACAGAUUUGAGGAAGCUUUAUAAUAUUAUGACUAAGCAAUUUAAUUAAAUUCUGAAGAUUUUAAAACAUAUUUUAAUAAAGGUAAAUUCGAAUUAAUAUUAAAAUAAAGCAAAUGCAUUAUAAAGCUUAAACAGAUUUGAGGAAGCUUUAUAAUAUUAUGAUUAAGCAAUUUAAAAAAAUCCUGAAGAUUUUUGGGCACAUGUUAAUAAAGGUAAAUUUAAAUUGUUAAAAUAAAGCAAAUGCAUUCUUAAGAUUAAACAGAUUUGAAGAAGCAAUAUAAAAUUAUGAUUAUGCAAUUUUAAAAAAUCCUGAAGAUUUUAAUGGAUAUUUUAAUAAAGGUAAAUUUAAAUUAAUAUUCAAAUAAAGCAAGUGCAUUAUAUGGCUUAAACAGAUUUGAAGAAGCAAUAUAAAAUUAUGAUUUGGCAAUUUAACAAAAUCCUGAAGAUUUUAGGGCAUUUUUUCAUAAAGGUAAAUUUGAAUUAAUAUAUAUCAAUUAAAGCAAACGCAUUAUACAGCUUAAACAGAUUUGUAGAAGCAUUAGAAUAUUAUGAUAAUUCCUUGUAAAUAAAUCCUGAAUAUGCUGACACAUAUACAAAAAAAGGUAACUUUGAAUUAAUCUUUUAUUAAAGCAAUUACAUUAUAAAAAUUAAACAGAUAUCUAGAAGCAUUAAAAUAUUAUGAUUUAGCAAUUGAAAAAAAUUCUGAAGAUGGUUUUAUUUAUAAUAAUAAAGGUAAAUUUGAUUAAUAGUAUAAUAAAGCAAAUGCAUUAGAAAGCUUAAACAAAUUGGAAGAAGCAAUAAAAUUAUGUGAUUACGUAAUUUUAAACUGUCCAGAAAAUUUUAUGGCAUUUUUUAUUAAAGGUAAAUUUGAGCUAAAUUCUAAUAAAGCAUAUGCAUUAGAAAGCUUAUAUAGAUUUGAAGAAGCACUAGAAUAUUAUGAUUAUGCAAUUUAAAAAAAUUCUGAAGAUUUUAGGGCAUUUCUUCAUAAAGGUAGAUUUACAUUUAUAAUUAAGCAAAUACAUUAUAAAGUUUAAACAAAUUUGAAGAAGCAUUAAAAUAUUAUGAUUAAGCAAUUUAAAAAAAUCCUGAAGAUGCUUUAAUUUAUAAUAACAAGGGUAAAUUUGAAUUAAUAUAAUAAUAAAGCAUAGGCAUUAGAAAGCUUAAACAGAUUUGAAGAAGCAAUAUAAAAUUAUGAUUAUUCAAUUAAAAAAAAUCCUGAAGAUCCUCUUACAUAUUUUAAUAAAGGUAAAUUUUAAAUAAAUUAAAUAAAGCAAAUGCAUUAUAAAGCUUAAACAGAUUUUAAGAAGCAUUAGAAUAUUAUGAUUAUGCAAUUUAAAAAAAUCCUGAAGACUUUAGGGCAUUUCUUAAUAAAGGUAGAAUUAAAUUUAUAUUAAGCAAAUACAUUAUUAAGCUUAAACAGAUUUGAAGAAGCAAUAUAAAAUUAUGAUUAUGCAAUAUAAAAAAAUCCUGAAGAUUUUAUGGCGUUUCUUAAUAAAGGUAUAUUUAAAUUAUUCAAAUAAAGGAAUUGCAUUAAAAAGCUUAAACAGAUUUGAAGAAGCAUUAGAAUACUAUGAUUAUGCAAUUUAAAAAAAUCCUGAAGAUUUUAAAUCAUUUUUCAAUAAAGGUAACGUUAAAUUAAGAUUUAAAAAAAGCAAUUGCAUUGUAAAGCUUAAACAGAUUUGAAGAAGCAAUAUAAAAUUAUGAUUAUGCAAUUUAAAAAAAUCCUGAAGAUUUUAACGCCUAUUUUAACAAAGGUAAAUUUGAAGUAAUAUUAAAAAUCAAGCAAAUACAUUAUAAAGCUUAAAAAGAUUUGAAGAAUCAUUAGAAUUUUAUGAUUAUGCAAUUUAAAUUAAUCCUAAAUAUUCUGAAACAUAUAUAAAUAGAGGUAAAUUUGAAUAAAUUAAAAUAAAGGAAUUUCGUUAUAAAACUUAAACAGAUUUGAAUAAUCACUAUAAUAUUGCGAUUUUGCAAUUUAAAAAAAUCCCAAAAAUGUUAGGGCAUAUUUUAAUAAAGGUAAACUUAUAUUUAAAUCAAGCAAUUGCAUUAUAAAGCUUAAACAGAUUUGAAGAAGCAUUAAAAUAUUAUGAUUAUGCAACUUAAUUAAACCCUGCUAAUGCUCAUAUAUAUAUUCAGAAAGGUAAAUUGAUUACAUAUUUAGCAAAUACAUUAAAAAAAUUAAAUCGAUUCAAAGAAGCUUUCUAAUUAUUUUAAGAGACUAAAACCAAAUAUUUAAAAAGUUGA
This is a messenger RNA of Paramecium sonneborni, 3287 nucleotides long. The record is from the annotation of a GenBank genome assembly. NCBI's taxonomy places the organism in Eukaryota, Ciliophora, Oligohymenophorea, Peniculida, Parameciidae.